Molecule: messenger RNA, 5490 nt
Organism: Schistosoma mattheei
Lineage: Eukaryota; Metazoa; Platyhelminthes; Trematoda; Strigeidida; Schistosomatidae
Source: the annotation of a GenBank genome assembly
AUGAAAGGUGACAAUACAUUUCGUUUUAUGAGAUAUAGAGAUGAAAUUAAAAGGAAGGUUGUUGUAUCAUUUAAAACCAAUCACUUUGAUGGCGAGGAUUCUUUAGAUAGUUAUUUUGCUUCAGCCGUUGAGAAGUGGACAGAUAGUAGUUCAAGUGAACAAUUCAUUGCAUUCCGGAGGAAGAUCGCUCCAUACGUCUUAAGCCUGAAGUUAAUUAUUUUUCAUCAAGAUUUAAUAUGUCAAGAGCUGAAAACAUUUUGGGAACAGUUAGGUGAUACUUGUUUGCCACCGGCUUUAGAUCUAGUCGCUAAUUUGGCAUGUGAUAUUAGGGAGGAUUUUUUCAACCACAUUGAUGAUUUUUUACCCCUGGUUGUUGGUGCCAUAAUAAGGAAUUCGAAGAAUGCAGAGUUUCUGGCUCACUGUUUCGAUUGCUUGUCACAUUUGGUUUAUUUCUUACAUCGACCCAUGGUUAAGAACAUUCGGAAAAUUUUAAAGUUCCUUAUGCCCUUACUAUCUCACUGCUCUUCUGACAUCCCAAGGUUUACAGCUGAGUGUUUAGCCUUUUUGUUCAGAAAGUUUGGGGAUAAAAUUGCGUUGUUUCAUACUUUGGAAGAAAUGAUUGAAAAUCCUGAGUGCCUUGGAGCUGUGUUAGUAGAAAUGUUGUCAGGUGUCGGUGAAAAAGUGCAUACGACUUCUUUGGAGAUUCUUCCUUGUUUAUUAGAUUCUCUGUUUAGCUCAAGCUACGAUCGUAAACAAUCUGUACAGUUGGAUUGUGAUAGCUACAAAAACAAUAAUAACUCGCCAGAUGUUAGUAAUGCCUCCAUGAAUAUGACAAGUCCACCGAACGACUGCUGUUCAGUUCCGAAAAGCAUUGUUGCUGUUAGUUAUUCACUGUCACAAUUGGUAAAGCGGUCUCCAUCUUCUGAACAAAUAAACUACGUUAUUCAACAUUUGACCCGUCAAUGCCAGCGCUUAUCAACUUCUCCUAAUCUUCAGUAUUUUCGCGAAUAUCUCACACUUCUGACUAGUUUCAUCCAGUCACUUGCAAAAUCUGAAUUUAUGUCUUUAUUUGAAGAAAAUAUUAGCAAGAUCCUUAUAACUUUGAACAACUGUUAUUCAUCAUCAGACGUGCUCAACUUAUGUUGCGUUUUCCUACAGUCUGUAUCUACAAGAUACAAUCCUUAUGACUUCGUAAAAUCAGUAAUUCAGUGUAAAACUCAAACAUUAGAAAGUCGGUUUGAACUUUUGAAAAACUUGGCAAAUUGGCAAUACUUUGAUAGAAAAUAUAAAUUCCUAUUUCACUCCAUAAUGCGAAAAAAAAAUCACACUCUCAAUACACAAUUUCAUUUUCCUGCGGUAACAGACGACGCCAGAGUGACAGCUGAAGUCCUCAGUCAUUAUAAACAACAUAGAAAAUCUUAUCAUAAUUUAUAUCCAGAAUAUUGUUGUAUUCUCUUACGUAUUAUUGAUAUUCUCAUUCAUUUAUUGAUUACUAAUAAUGAUUAUAAACAAUAUCUAUUCAAUCAUCAAGAUAUUCUAUAUGGAAAUUUAUUACCAUUGUUAAUGUCUUCAAGUCAUCAGAUAAGAUUACAUGUUCUAAGAAUUCUAUUCGUAAUCAAUGGUGGUUUAAGCAAUUCUACUGAUGAACAAUAUAACUCUACUGUACAAAAUAUUAUUGAAAGAUGUUUAAAAGCUGAAAAAAUACAACUUGGACAUCAAACUGUACGUGAUUUUCUAAUGCAUAUACUUCAAUUACAUGCUGAUCGUGAUGUGAAAUAUUGUCGACAAGCGGCUGAGAUUGCUAUUCAUUAUUUAUUUGGUCUACUUCAUGUUCAAUUCACUGCUAUUUGGUCUCCAAUAAAUGAGGCUAUUGCAAGUUAUUGUGAAUCAAAUUCAUUAUUAAAGAAAAAAUCUACUAAACAUGAAAAUUCAUCUCAUGAAUUAGAGAUUAAAGAGAAAAAUUGGAACAUUGAAUGUAGAAAUUUAUUCUGGAGUGUAUUUCAACCAUUAUUAAUGGAUACAGAGACAAAAAUUGUUCAUAACAACAAUGAGGAUUUAUCAAAUGUUUCAGAUUCUAAAGAAACAAAUCUCUACACUUGUUCAUAUGAAACUGCCAUCAUGUGGUUCACAUCAAUUCGUCCAGAUUUAUAUAGUGUACAAAGAAAAACACCUAAUAAUCAUUGGUUAGUUAUUGAAUCGAGAAAACGUCCAGAUUGGUUAUCUUAUCGAUUAUGUUUAUGGCAGUGUUUACGUUGGAAAAUCGCUGCAAAAUAUACACAUUUUAUUACACCAUUAUUAUUGAAUAUAAUUAGUUCUGCUAUUCAAUCUGGUUUAAAUAAGUCAACAGAACAACUUCUAUUGACUAUCCUGAAUUUGUACUCUCAAUUCAAUAAUAUCAAAUCAAUUUAUAUGGAGAAAGAGUUCAAACAAAAUAUUUACCAAUUAUUAAAAUUCAAACAACCCACUAUACAAAAUGCAGCAUUCAAAUGUUUACUGGCUUAUAAACAAUCGGCAAUUAAUAAUUAUCAAGAACAAAUAGAAAAGAUUAUUAAUCCAAAAACAUUUCGUGAUGCAGUGCGAACAUUUCGACUGGACACAUCUUUGUACUCUUCGGAACAUCGUGAAUACAUUGGUGGAGUUUUGUCACGUAUAUUAUAUGGUCGAUUACAAUUGUCCAAAGGUCAAUUCACAUCAGCUGUAUUCACUAAUUUAGCACAAUAUACAAAUUCUGAAUUGAAUUUAUUUCUAAGCUUUUUAUUAGAUCCAUUUAUCAAAGAAACAGAAUGUAUUCAGUUGUCUACCAGUACUUAUAGUCCUACCACUAUAUCAUUAAGUGAUUGUAUUCAAUCGGCUCGACAACGUGUUCAACAUACAAUUGAUGGUCAAGAUACAUUAUCCUGGUCUCGAUUACAUGCAUUAUCACAAAUUAUCAAUCAAACAUUAAAUUAUAUGGGUCAUCGUUUAAAUAUUGUCCAUUUAAAUGAGAAUGAAGACGAUCUUGUUGAAAAUUCCAAUCCAAUAGAACUUUCCAAUGAUAUUCAACGUGCUGAUAUUCUAUUACGUUUAGCAUUAUCUUUAUUAGCUAUGGUGUAUGAGGUAAAAAAGAUUAAACUAGAAUCAACUAAUCAUAAUUAUAAUCGAUUACCUUUAACAUCUCAAUUAAAAGCUGUACGUUUAGCUGCUAUCAAUUUACUUGUCCAUUUAUUCUCAUCCAAUUGGUUAUGUGAAAUUGAAUUUUGGGGUAAAUCAAUUAUCACUAAUCAUGAUCUGGAUCAAAUCGUUUCGUCAUCAUCAUCUUCACCAUCAUCAUCAGCAGCAGCAGCAGAAGCAGAUCGUUCAAUCAUUGUCAAAGAAAUUUGUUGUAAUUCAUUUCUAUUAAAUGAUUUAAUUCAUAGUUCUACAUUAUCAUUAAAUCAUUUAAUUAUACAAUUAUGUUAUAUAUGGUCUAAAUCAACAAUCUAUAAUGGGUAUUUAUGUAAGAAAUUUUUUAAUCAAUCAUUAUUGGAUACAUUAUUUAAAUUAUUAAACAUGAAUAUGAAUACUACUAACAAUACUACUAAUACUAAAUUGAAAUUAAAGAAUGAGAUUAUUGAGAAGCUUGUAGAAAUUAUACAUAAUUUAACAUUUCUACCUGAUGUAUCCACUACAGGUCGUGUAUUAUUACAAUCUUUCCAUUCGGAAUUAGUCAAUUAUUUAAAUAAACGUUUACAAGAAUUAUGUCAAGUGAAAUCGACAUUUUUUGCAAAUCUUGGCAAAAAACCACAAUCAGGUUUACGUUUACAACGUGAAUUUCAAUUAGUCAGUUAUUUGGCUCAAUUACCUUGUCAUUCAAUUAACAGUAAUAAUAAUAAUAAUAAUCAUGCAGUUAUGAAUCAGCAUACCAAUAUAAAUUGUUUGACAUCAGUUGAUAGUGAACGAUUACUUCAAGCAUUAUUAAAAUUACUUCAACGUUCAUCAAUUCGUUCAUUGCGUAAUACCACUUUGACCACUAAGUCAGCAUCAUUUAAACAUCGUCUUGCUAAUAAUCUCUUAGUGAAUUCAGAUGAAUCAGCUAUACGUUAUGAUUUACAGAUGGCUACAGGUGAAGUGGUUGAAGCAGAACUUAUACAAUCUAUUCUUCAUCUUGUACAGAUUACAACAAAUAUUACUGAAUAUUUAAAAAAAAUAUUGGAUUUGUUUGUUUGUUCUAAAUCACGUAUUGCUCGUAGUCUCCUAUGUCAAGUAGUCGGUGUUUGUACAUCACGUUUAACAAAUUGGCCAAUGAAUCUAAUUGAAAUGAUUGAAAAGUUGAGUAAGAAUACUAAAGAGGAUAGUAAAGAAGAAACUGAUCAAGUUAAUAAUAAUUUGAGAUAUUUCAAGAAAUAUUUAUCAGAUCAUAAUCAAUCAAUUGAUGCAAUUAAUAAUCUAACUCAAAAUGUACUAUUAAUGUUAAAUUCAUGGGAUCUUACACAUAUUGAUCAACCAGAUAUACAUCAACGUGCUAAUGGUUAUAAUUUACUUAUUGAAUUAUGUAUAUUAAUAAAAAUCAAUAAUCCACCAGAACAAUUAUUAUAUUUACAUCAAGCUGGUUUAAAUUGUGCUAUUUAUACAAUAAGUCAUGAUGAAUUACAUUUACGUGAUAUUGCAUUAGAUUAUACAAUACAUUGUAUUGAAUCUAUUCAAUCAAGAUUAUUAAUGAAACAAAAUCUAGAUCCAAAUGUUACCAUAGAUACAGAUCAAUAUUAUCAUGAAUUAAUUAUUAAAUGUUUAUGGUUAAAUUUAAUGAAAUAUUUACAAGAUAUAAAUGUAUUAUCUAGUACAAAACGUUUACAUUUAUUACGUUUAUUAAAUUGUAUUAUACGUACAUAUCAAUUAAGGAAAAGAUUUUAUUCAUUAGCAUUAUUAUUAGAUAAUUAUUCAAUGAAUAAUGAUUUUUAUAAUAAUUUACAAAGUGGUACAUUAAUACGUCAAUGUUGUGCAAUACGUCGUUUAGCAUUGUUCUUACAUAAUCCAUUAACGAUUAUAUCACGUCGUCAGUUGAAUAAUAAUACCUUAGCAACUAAUAAUCACAGUAACAAUAGGGGUAAUAGGAACAAUUUCCCUAUAUCACAAAAAGAUUUACGUAAUAUCUUUUUACCAAUUAUAUGGUUUUAUUUAGAAUCAGAAUUCAAUUCAUCUAUUGAUAAUAAUAAUAAUAAUAAUCAUUUAUCAGAUAAUCAUAAAAAAUUAAUUGAUUAUUGUUUAGAUGCUAUAGAAGGGAUAGCAAAACAUUUUGAUUGGAAAUAUUAUCGAUUUUUAAUAGAAUCAAUAAUUCAUCGAUUAAAUACAUGUAUAAAUAUUCAUUUAAUAUCACAAAUUAUGAUACGUAUAAUUGAUGCAUUUCAACCACCAAAAUGGAAUACUUCAAUAGAUAUUAAUGAUGAUAAUGACGACGACGCGACGGCGACGAUAGAGAACAAAUGGAUGAUGAAGAAAGCAAAGAAAAGAAACAAGAUAUUCAUGAUCAUUUAA